GUGUCCUGUCUGUGGUGUCAACUGUCUGGCUUUAGCUUGGAGCCUUUCUUUAUUUAUUUAAACAUAAUUAAUAUGAUAUAUGUAAUGAAAAGAAGGAAAAGAUGAAUCUUCGGGGAUUUUUUCAAGAUUUUAAUCCGAGCAAAUUCCUGAUAUAUGCAUGUCUGCUGCUGUUCUCUGUGCUGCUCUCUCUGCGGCUGGACCGAGAUAUAGAGUGGAGCUACUGGGCCGUGUUUGCUCCCAUCUGGCUAUGGAAGCUCAUGGUUAUCAUCGGGGCCUCUGUGGGCACUGGGGUGUGGGCACACAACCCUCAGUACAGGGCUGAAGGGGAGACCUGUGUGGAGUUUAAGGCAAUGCUGAUUGCUGUCGGGAUCCACUUUCUCCUGCUUACAUUUGAGGUGCUGGUGUGCGACCGGGUGGAGAGGGGGAAGCAUUUCUGGCUGCUGGUCUUCAUGCCACUCUUCUUCGUCUCUCCCGUCUCUGUGGCAGCAUGUGUCUGGGGCUUCAGGCAUGACCGUUCACUUGAGCUUGAGAUCCUGUGCUCUGUAAACAUUCUGCAGUUCAUUUUCAUCGCUCUGCGUCUGGACAAAAUCAUCAACUGGCCAUGGCUGGUUGUCUGUGUGCCCUUGUGGAUUCUCAUGUCCUUUCUGUGUCUGGUGGUGCUUUAUUACAUUGUUUGGUCAGUGCUUUUUCUGCGCUCGAUGGAUGUCAUUGCUGAGCAGCGUCGGACACACAUCACCAUGGCUAUCAGCUGGAUGGCUAUUGUUGUGCCCCUUCUGACUUUUGAGAUCCUUCUUGUGCAUAAGCUGGAUGGCCAUUAUGAGUCCAGAUUUGUCCCCGUCUUUGUACCCCUCUGGAUCUCACUGGUGACGCUCAUGGCAACCACAUUCGGACAAAAAGGAGGCAAUCACUGGUGGUUCGGCAUUCGAAAGGACUUUUGCCAGUUUCUUCUGGAGCUCUUUCCUUUCCUGCGGGAAUAUGGUAACAUCUCCUACGACUUGCAGCACGAGGACUCUGAUGUGUCUGAGGAGCUCCCACCACACGAGCCACCUAAAAUUGGACCCAUGUUCCGCAAGAAGACGGGCGUCGUCAUAACACAGAGUCCUGGGAAAUACUUCGUACCGCCACCCAAACUGUGCAUUGAUAUGCCAGAUUAAAGCAAAUUAAUGUCACGUGAUAGAAGCUUACUUCUAUGAGUGAAGAGUGAGCGUCAUGGACUAGGGCCCACUUUGGGAUGUGUUUGAAUGGGGGAACACCAGGAAACAGCGACGCAGUCUGAACGAAUGGGCAUUUUAAUCAGUGUCGGCUCCUGUUAGCAUGAGACUUUAUGAAAAUGCUUUUGUUCAACUGGAGCUGGAAACAAGUGGCAAGCUGUGAGCAUGGCUUGCCAUUUGAUGCUUUUGGUCAUAUUGCACCUUUUUGCCACACUCCUGUGUUCUGUUAAACACAAUCACACUUUUUCCAGGGUAAGCCAUGGAGGUAAUUGCUUUUUAUGGUGGAAAGUAUUCGAAGUAAAGCCAAAGAACAAGAGUGUUUGUGCAACUUUAGAUGCUGUCAUUUUUCCAACAGUAGACUUUUUCUUUACCCAUAUUAGCAGCCAAGUGUGAACACUGAGUUUGUAGCUGGUCAGGAAGUAUUCACCAAACACUUGCUAUGUCCUUUGUACCAUCUUCUGUAAGGAUGUCUAAGGAUGAAACCCACAUUGUAAUAAGUGUGUCUGUUUUUGUGAAAUGAUGGACAACUCCUGGUUGAUAUUCACUCCUUCUUGUUUACCUGUUACCUAUAUUGUUGGCAAAAAAAAAUGCAGCUCUACUUUACAAUAGCACUAGGAAAAAUUUAUUACAGCCAGCAUAAGCAUUUAAUCAACAGAGUGAAAACAUGCAGUUGCCAUCACCAUGAGGUUUAUUAGCAAAAUAUACAAACCCUCAGCUGUUUGCAAUAAACCAAUCAAACAAGAACAAUUUAAAAUGCCAAAUACAACUAAUAUUACAAGUGGUUUCUCCAGAUUCAACACACAAUGUCACUUUUAAUGACACACUCAGAAUUAUUCAACCUAAAUAGAAUCCCUCAUAAGAGCACACAUUUGCAAAUCAUGUUUUGUCUUAAGCACACCUGAUGUAACUAAUCAUGGGCUUUAUUAGUUGCAUGAGGCUAACUGUGAUGUUUGAUUGGAUGUUAGAACUAUGGCUAAGUUGGCAUUCAAAUGGCGCAGCGCUAAAACACACUAGCCCACCAGUGCUGACAUUUUGAACUCUUUAGUUCCAAUUUCAGCUCUGACUUUGGCCGGCGGGUGCCCAUACAAACAAUAACUGGCCGAAGUGAUUCCUCAUAACUGCUGUAAUUACGGCCUCUGCUGGCUGAUUGAUGGCGUCUGUACAGACACGUGGGAUAAUGGGGAUCGGUGCAUGACUCUUUGUGUGCAAUACGGAUCUCCAAAUGUACUCGCCUCGUGCAGGUUGAAAGAAGCGAUCGCCUACUGCACACAUGUUGGAAGGGUCGUGUGCGAGUUACACGGCUUUUCGAUCACAAGUUAUGCAUUGUGCCUCCACUACAAAAUACAAAAAAGAAACAUGGGAAAUAAGUCAUGAGUUGCUUAAAAAGUUAAAAGAUAAUUGCCUUGUACAAACAAGGAAAAAAAACAGACUUUCAUAAGAAGUCCUGGAAGAUUCUGUGGCUGUUGCAGUCGCCUGACUUGGAAUGCCAAUCCUUCAAAUCCCAUAGAAAAUCUUUGGUGGGAUUUGAAGAAAGUGAUUGAAGCACACAAACUAAUAGUUUAAUGAACCUCAAGGUCAUUUCUCAUGAGGAAUUGGUUAAGAUUUUUCAGGACAGAUUAAGAUUUCUGGUGUCUGGCUAUGCAUCAUGUUUGCAGCAGGUCAUAACAGCAACAGGUUGCUCUACAAAGACGCUUGUAGAUAUAAUUCUGAGACUGCAGUAGUCAUUACAAGUGGCAUUUUGUGUUGCAUUUGGAGAAACCACGUGUAAGUUUAGAUGUGUCGAGCUAUGUAGAUUGCUCUUGUUUGUUUGGUUUAUUGCAAACAGCUAAAAGUUUGUAAAUUUUGCUAAUCUAAUUUGCAGUGGGGUUGAAUAAUUUUGAUUGCAAAUGUAAAUAUAUCAUGUAUUAAAUUUAGUACAGCGUUUAUCAUGCUUUACUUACAACUGUAACAUAAGCCUAAAUUGUACUCUCAUACAUACCAACAUAACAUUUCCAACAAAAUAUGACUUUGUAAAGAUACUGUUAAUGUGUACUCAGCUGGUCUGAGUUUGCAGCUAAUGGAGGUCAUGGUAUUAGGUAUGGACCAAUUUUUUUUCUUUGGGUGAGUGGAAGCAGUGCAGGGCAUGUUCAUCCAGAUUGCAUCAUUACCUUUAGUCUUUUAAAAGUAUGAUAAACUGUAGCUACUGACUUUGACCUGCAUAUAAAUCUUAUGUAAAUAA
Molecule: messenger RNA, 3429 nt
Organism: Trichomycterus rosablanca
Lineage: Eukaryota; Metazoa; Chordata; Actinopteri; Siluriformes; Trichomycteridae
Gene: tmem185a
Product: transmembrane protein 185
Exons: 7
Coding region: 102-1154 (350 amino acids)
Source: RefSeq, a predicted model, not a curated record